This is a messenger RNA of Saccharomyces mikatae IFO 1815, 1029 nucleotides long. RefSeq lists its product as uncharacterized. Bases 1 to 1029 code for a protein of 342 amino acids. Gene Ontology annotation, biological process: glucose metabolic process; beta-D-galactose catabolic process via UDP-galactose, Leloir pathway. The record is from RefSeq and is a predicted model, not a curated record. NCBI's taxonomy places the organism in Eukaryota, Fungi, Ascomycota, Saccharomycetes, Saccharomycetales, Saccharomycetaceae. The transcript has a single exon. Gene Ontology annotation, molecular function: aldose 1-epimerase activity; carbohydrate binding.
AUGACAAACAGUGGCAGUAGUGACAAGUACGGAGUCAUCACAAUUGGUGAUGAAAAAAGGUUCCAAGCCACCAUCGCACCACUUGGUGCUACGCUAGUGGACCUGAGGGUAAACAAUCAAUCGGUAGUUCAAGGAUAUUCAAACGUAGAAGACUAUUUAACAGACGGUAAUAUGAUGGGUGCUACCGUCGGUCGUUAUGCCAACCGUAUUGCCAAGGGUGUUUUCAGUUUGGAAGAUGGUCCUCACAAGUUGACUGUUAACAAUUGCGGUAACACAAACCACAGCAGUGUCAGUUCUUUGAACCUCAAGCAGUAUACAGCAGGUCCUGUUGAGAAUCCUUCCCAAGGAGUUUACGUUGUUAAAUUCAAGUUGUUGGAUGAUCACACCCAACCCAACCCAAAUGAAUUCCCCGGUGAUUUAGAAGUUUCAGUAAAAUACACCUUGAAUGUCGCUGAGAUGACUUUAGACAUGGAAUAUCAAGCGCAUCUGGUUCGCGGAGAUGCUACACCAAUCAAUAUGACCAACCACUCUUAUUUCAACCUGAACAAGGUCAAGAAUGAAAAGUCCAUAUGUGGUACCGAAGUUAGUGUCUGCUCGAACAAAUCGCUAGAUGUUACAGAGGGAGCAUUACUUCCAACCGGAAAGUUCGUUGAAAGGAAUAUCGCUACUUUUGAUUCUGCUGAACCUACUGUUUUGAAGGAUAAUGAACCUGUGUUUGAUUGCACUUUCAUUAUCGAUGCCAACAAAAAUUUGAAGUCUACCGACUCUGUGGGUGUAAACAAGUUGGUUCCCGUUUUCAAGGCCUAUCAUCCAGAGUCGCAUCUCCACUUUGAGGUUUCCACGACAGAACCAACAGUCCAUCUGUAUACUGGUGACAAUCUAUGUGGCAAAUUUGUACCAAGAUCGGGAUUUGCCGUUCAACAAGGCAGAUAUGUUGAUGCCAUUAACCGUGAUGAAUGGAGAGAUUGUGUUCUUUUGAAGCGCGGCAAAUUAUACACUUCGAAGACUCAGUACCGUUUCGGUAUUUAG